AUGAUUCGGGAGGUGCUCCAGGAGUUGUUGAACGGGGACCUCAAGAGCAUGAUCACGGGGCUGCUUGUGGGAAGGCAGCCUGGCACGUCGCGACCGUCUUUGGCGACACCCCCUGCCGGUGAGGUGGACGAGGACAAGAACGGCGGCAAGGGCGAGCGCUGGAAGAAGCGCCGAAAGCUGGAGGAGAUGGCCGGCAAAGGUCAUGAUGCGAGCACGGCGCCGGCCAAGGGCAAAGGCGCCGAUGGCAAGGGCAAGAACAACAGUGGUGAGCCUGCGCAAGAACCACACCACAAUGGCGAGAAGGCGGCCGGCAAGGGCAAGAGUGGUGGUGCUGAUCAGCUGGCGGGCAAAGGCAAGAGCGAUGGCAAUGCUCUUGGCGGUGCCACGGGCAAGCCUGACAAUGCUGAAGCUGAGUGGACAGUUGUGGGACGUCGCGGUGGUGGUGAUUGGAAGCUGCGAGCUGCUGAUUGGUCCGACCCGAUCCUCUCCUACGAGGAGCUGGUGCGGCUGGCAGCCGAGGCCACUGCUGUGGUUCGUGCUGUGGCGAUGGUGAACGAGGAGCAGCGGGACACCCUGUGUGCUUUGUUUCGUGGAAGUGGCAAGGGUCAUGCGCUGCUGUUGGUCGAGCCGCGCCAGGCUCCUGAUUCCGAGCGGUGCCCGGGGACCAUUGGGGGCAAGCUGGUUUUCAAGCCGGUGAUCUUCACGAGGGCCUGCUCGUCUGGAGUUGACCCUCCGCGGCCUAAGGUGAAGGCGGCGGGCUGCAAAGUCGAGAUCCAGCGCAGCUCCGUGAUCUUCGUGCGCUUCGUCCAGCGCUACAUGGACAAGGAGGCGUGGGGUGCGGCACUGAAGCUUAAGGCAAUGGACACGUGGGGCUGGGCAGUUGAGCCUGGUCCGGGCGGUGAUGGGCAGCAGGUUUUCGGCAAGUGCCGGCUUGCUGAUGGCGAUGUGGCCGGGCUUUUGGCUACGAGCGGCAGUGGUGCCUUCUUUGAUCCCAGCCGGGGCUUCCACAUGGGGCCGGUGGUGACGGAAUGGCAGCAGCAGCAGGAUCGUGAAAGCAACGCCGCUUACCUGGCUCGCUGCCUGACGCUCCCUGCGGAUUACGGUUUGGUGGUGGGCCGCAAGCAGCUGGGCAAACGCAUGAAGCACGAUGCAGGUGUUCCUGUUCAAAGGCUCUGGCUUGCCGAGGGUGUCCCUAGUGUUGUCACCGCGGACCAGCUUAGCACAGUCCUUGGGACGUUCUUUGAGGAGGUUGAGAUGAUUCACCAACGACGGCGCGGAGGCUGCAACAACUUCACCUUCCGCGCGAAGACGGCUGAGCAGGCCGACUCCAUGGUGGUGCCACUGGAUUACGGCGAUGAGAGCAUCACUUUGUGGGUUCGGCAUGCCCCUCCUCGAGAUCCGCACUUCCGGGGCCUGGUCUCUUUUGGGGCCGCGGGCCAAAUGGACCACGGAGAAUUAUUGAAUGUGACGGUCGAGCUGGAUGGCGAGAAGGAUGGUGAGGCCGAGGCCCCGACCACCAAUGCCGAGGACGCCGGCAAUGAUGCGACCAUGCAGCAGCCGGCUAAUGCUGGUGAGGCGGCCGGCAAGGGGGAUCACAAGCGUGGCAGUGAGGCGGCGGGUCCAGCAGCCAAGCGUGUUAUCAAUGUUCAGCGCCGUUUGCCGGAAGGUGCCACCGUGACUAAGAUCGCCAAGGAUGGAAAUUGUCUGUUCUCGGCCAUCGCGAUGGGGGUCCACAAGCUGAAUCCAGCGAUCCCACAGGUCUCUGCUGCGGAGGCUCGGGCAAAGAUCGCAGUGCAUUUGCGGCGCAAUGCGGACCGCUAUGAGCGGGACUGGGACCGGGAAUUGCCCAACAAGGCCCAGGCCAAAGAUUGGGAGGAGUAUGUGAAGGCCAUCGAGGUCGAUGCGGUUUGGGGCGGAUUGACCGAGAUUCGUGCGGCAUGUCGCAUAUGGGACAUUAGAUGUAUCAUCUUCCCCACAUGUGAAACGAUAGAGCCUUUUCAUGUCCACGGACAAGCGAAAAAGCGCGUGGUGGCGCUCCAAUUCUCAGGCAGCCACUAUGACCUCAUAGAAGGAGACAAUGGAUCUUUACCCAAGGCUCUGCUGAGUGUGAAGGGUGCUCCUGAGGCCGUUCCCAUGCGCGGCGGCGGCCGUGAUCCUGAUGGAGCCUUUGUUGAUGGGGCGGGCGGCUUCUGCGACCUCCAAGCGGGCGGCUACGGUGGCCUCUGGGCGGGCGCCUUCGGUGACUUCUCUGCGGACUGCUUCGGCGACUUCCAAGCGGGCGUCUUCGGCGCCUUCGCGGCGGGCCACUUCAGCUGCCUCGGUUUGGACGCGCGCUUCGGGGGUACGCUGUGGGAUGCGUACCUCGGUUGCCUCUUCUUCCGAUUACCCGAUUCGGGACCUUUUCGACCUGAUGAGCCUGCUGAUUGGCGCUGCCCCAUGGCUGGUUGCAGCGCUGGAGUGCCAGCCGGCUUCAAAGCAAAGGUCUCGAAGGCUGUCUUUGCAGAAGUGAGGGGCGAGCAUCGGCGCCGCUCGCACCGGCAUCUGACCCGGGCGGCCUACGCUGCGCGAUUGAGGGCUGCCGCGCACUGCAAGCCGGCCGAGAGGAUGCGCUGCCGAGUGAGCAUGCUCAACCGCUUUCGAGCUCAGCAUGCGCACAGUGUGAAGGCCGGCGCCCGGCCCUCCUCCAGUGACUUUGUUGCCUUCACGUGGCCGCUGCUGCUACGCAGGAAGACCUCCAAGAAACACAGCGUGUUGCGCCUUACCCUGGCUUCUGCUUGGAGGUUGGCCGCCACCUUUGCCCACGGGGUCGAUCCCAUUGUCCUGGAUCGGGCCUUCGACUCCGCUUUGGUCCAUCUCCUCGGGGAGCUCUUUCGUGGCCCUCGAGCUUGUGAAAUCUUGGCGGUGCAAGAGCUGGAGUUGAGAGUGGAGUCGCUCGCGAGCUUUGUGGCGACUCUACGUCAGUACAGCGUGCAUGUUUUUCCCGGUGAACCUACGGGUGGUGUGUAUAGGUGUGCCAUCCUCACCACUCUGCCGUGCAAACCUGUGGCGAUUGAGGUUGUCUGCCCCUCUCGGGUUGCGUGUGCAGUUUUUGAGUUCCUGUGCAAUGGGGACUUUAUGAAAGUUUUGGUCGCCUCCUACUACGGCUGCCAGUCUGACAAGCAGAUUGCCGUGGACGGGGCGAUGGACCUUGCAUGUGCUCUUCGCGGCACGGCCUUUAACUGGGUGAUCCUUGGGGACUGUAACGUCGACCUGCUGGAGGAGCCCAUGAUCGGUGCUGUGGCGAAUGGUUUGGUGUGGCCUUGGGAUGACGUCUUCCAGCAUGAGGAGAUGCUCCCUGGUACCAAGGAGUCCGGACGACGGCUGGACUACGCGGUGGGCAAUGGCGCUCUCGUGCCCUCUUCGGUGCACCAAUGCUGGUGGCACUCUGACCAUGCUAUGGUGACCUAUGACGGGCCAUUCUCGGCCUUCCCGACGAAUGCCCUGGCUACCGGGCAAGUGGACGUGGCCUGGACUUUGUUGUCGGAUGCUGCUGAAGGAUUGCUUGCCGAGCCUGGUUCUGCUGGGGUGGCCCGCUCUUCUUCCUGGAAGCCGCGACCCCAACAACAUCCUCGGAGCAAGGCAGCCGGUGGGCGCGAGCCGCUCCUGGUGGUACAGCUCAAUAGGCUGUGGCGUCGACUUCUUCAGCUUCGCCGUCGGCCCAGUGACCAUCGCCUUCGAGAUCGUGUUUCUCGUCAGGCGUGUGACCUCUCUUCUCGUGCGCCUUGGCUUCGGGACCUUCCCUACUUCGAGGCCGAGGCUUGGUGCGACUGGAUGCGUGAGCAGAUCGACAAGGAGGAGAAGGCCCAGCAAGCUGCGGCCAUCAGUGCUUGGAGGCAGCGAUUGGACAAGGACCCAAAGGAGCUUGCCACCUGGAUCCGGCGGCGUGACCAACUUGGUGCUGAGCUUUCCCGACCGACCACUUGGAUGGCUCGAUGGGGCAAGGGGCAUGGCACUGGGCAGGUCGAGGCGAUCCUUCGACAGUUACCUCAGCUCCCGCAGUGCGAGUGGCGACCUGAGAUCACCGGUGACUCUCUUCUUCGAGCUGCGAAGACCAUGGUGACGAAGGCAGCGGGACCGGACGACUGGCCGGCCAAGGCUUGGCUCUGUUUGCCGCGACCUUUCUGGGAUGCGCUCUCGCAGUUGUGGCAAGCGGUCUUGCGAACCCACUGCAUUCCACAGCGCUGGCGUGAAGGGCGAGUUGCUCUGAUUGCCAAGCCGAGCGGCGGCCACAGACCUUUGACAGUGUUGGCUCUAGCCUGGCGGCUGGGGUCGAAGAUCCUGGUUCGCUGCCUGGACCGGUGGGUUGACGACUGGGCUGGGCACAGAGUCCUUGGAGGAGUGCAUCGCCGUGGGCUUUCUGAUGCCUUCAUGCGACUUCGUGCUUCUCUUUCGGAGCCUCGCUGCUAUGUGCAACAGGACCUCAGUCGCUUCUUUGACUCGAUCCACCUUUCGGACCUGCUGGCGACGAUGCGGCGCCUUGGUGCUCCUCAGGGUCUUUGUGGUUUGGUGAGCAGCUUCUAUGAGGACCAUCGCCGGGUUUUCUCCUCUGCGAAUGUGCUCGGUGGGGACUGGCAUCGUGUGCGGUGUGGGCUGGCUCAGGGGUGCCCUCUGUCACCGCUGUUGGCUGGCACUGUGAUGUGGGCUUGGCAUGAGUUCGUCGAGUCUGGCAGCCAUUCUGAGCUUUCGUCUUGCAGCUUUGUUGAUGACCGGCUGCUGUGGUCGCGCUCUGCUGAUGUUCUUCGCCGUGGCAAGUUGCGCAGUGAUGUGGUGGACGCCGCUUACGACUUCACUUGCGAUGUGGACAAGUGUCGCUUUGCUUUUCGUGGGGCCGACCCAGCUGCUUUGGCUCUGCGUGAUGAGCUCGGCUACGCUUCCUCUGAGGUGCUGGUGGUGCUCGGCUUGGUGGUCCCUCUGGAUCCGGCUACGGUGCCUUCGCUGCGGGACUUUGACCUGAAGGUGGUACAACGUCGCUUGCGCCUGAUCGGCGCGGCCACCCACAGCCUGCCAAACAAGAGGCGCCUGCUUUUGAGCCUUGUGUUGCCCCUGUUCACCUGGGCUGGUGGUCACGCUUUUGUCGGCGAGGAGGCCUUGACUGCAGUGCUGAGUGCCUUUCGCCAUGCCAUCUUCAAGGACUUGGCAGUGGAUGCGCCGUUUGUCUUGGGCUAUGAGGCGGCCCGGUUGCAGGUUUCCCCGCCUGUCUGGAUCGAGGAGGAGAGUGUCGACUUUGCGGCGAAGCGGUGGCUGGAGCUCCUGCCUGGUGCCAGGCUUUUGCUUGACGAGCUGCAGUGGUGGUCUGCUGAGCGUGGUCGGUUCAUAUGCCGACGUGACUCCUACGGUGUGGAACGGCGGUUCGAGCUUGGCGUCGACUCCUUGGAGGUGCUCUUCGAGUGGCUUCGUGACGAAAGACGUCGUGCGGGCCUGGCUGGCUGUGGUCGUGUUUUUCACUCCUUGCAUCGGCCCGAUCCUCUGGAUGAGCUCGCUGGAGGUUUGACGUUGCCGGCGCCCCCGCGAGGCUCCUUGUGCCUCUUUGCAGGGCAUCGCCAGAUGUUUGCUCGUGCUGCUGAUGCCAUCGACAGAGCUUCAGCUAUGGCGACGGGGUGUUCUACGUGGCACAAGGCCAAGCGCAACUCUGGUCGUGGUUCUCGAGGUGCUGACCGUGCUGCUCCGAGCUCUGCUGAGGUGUGCUUGUGCGGCCGAAAGUUGCCUUCUCGUCCUCACUUGGCUUGGGCUUGUGAGGCUACGGCUCCCUUCAGGGCGAAUGUUCCGCCCCCUGUGAAUCGGGCGGAGGAGCGGCUUUUCUCGCGUGUUGUUCCUGAACUUCCUCGACCACCUGACGUGCUCGACCCAGUGGACGUCUACGAGGACAUUGCGGCGGUGCUCGACGGCUUGCUUCAGUCGGAGAGCUCUUUGACAGUGGCAGUCGACGGCAGCACUUGCUGCUCCUUGGCUGCGUGGGCUGUCUCCUUUGCUGAUCGCUCCUUUUCGCUGGGCGUGCAGGGCGAGGACCAGUCUUCUUUUCGGGCGGAGAUUGAGGCUCUUUGGGCAUUGCUUCGUAGUCUGCAGCUUUGCUCCGGAUCGGGAGUCAUACAUGUUGUGUGCGACUGCCAGUCUGCCAUCACGGUUGCUCUUGGUGGAGGUCAGCUUGCAGGACUUAGCCGGCGCUUUGUUGCUUUCAGGAGAGAGCUGGAGCAGCGCUUCACCAUUCACUUGUGGUGGACGCCUUCGCAUGGGAAGGUUGCUCCUUCAAUGUGGCGGCCGCCUCCUUGCGGCGAAGUUGUGGCGAGAGCGCUCAACGCCAAAGCUGAUGCUGCGGCGCGCUCCUGUGCUGGUGCGCGUGCCAAUGGGUCACUGCGCAAAACUGUGAUGGAGCAGCGCGAGGCGGCGCUGUCUUGGGAAGUGAAGGCGCUGACCGCCCUGAACAAGGCGGCACGUGCCUGGGCUGUAGUGCCAAAGGACGCACAUGGAAGGUCCAGAUUGCACUGCGACGAGUGGAAGAAUCUGGAAGGCACGCCGGAGAGGUCGGCAGAGGAGCCAAAGGAGCCGUUCCAGCUGCCAAAUGUUCUUCGGCUCCUCGCCGAAGCAGAAGCUUUGGCCACUCGCACGGCCCUGGCGCUGGCGGAGAGCCGCGAGGUGGCCGAAAAGGGUAUCGUUCCCGUGGAGGAGAGCAGCGCGCCGUUUCCGGAAGCUGCCUCUGAGACUUGA
Symbiodinium sp. CCMP2592 is the source of this 6741-nucleotide messenger RNA. The record is from the annotation of a GenBank genome assembly. NCBI's taxonomy places the organism in Eukaryota, Dinophyceae, Suessiales, Symbiodiniaceae.